GUUAGCUCCGUGCCACCAGCAAAACCACUGCACUUAUUCGCUCCUGUUCGACCUGAAUAUUAACGGGAACUUUGCUUAAACUGCAAACAAAUAAUAUUUAUUGUUCGGUUGAACUUUGCGAAUCUCUAGCGUUCUUCCGAAUCGUCUUAAUGAAUACGUAGUAAACUCUAAAUCUGAUUUUGAAAUCUCAACAUAAUUUCAGAAUAUUUAUUGUUAAAAUGUAUACAUGAACUCGUAAGUAACAUGAGUUGCUUUUAAUUUUUUGGAGUUUUUAUCUGCAAAAAUCCCUCAAUCUAAUUAAGUAUUAGAAUAAACAUGGUGGUCAGUGCCUCACGGACAUCCCAGUCCUCAGCUCUGCCCGAAGUCCAGAAGCAGAAACAGCUUCCCAAUGAAGAAUUAUCCGAAUCCGCAGUCCUACAAAAUCGUAUCAGCGAUGGCACAGCAGAGUCUCUGGAAGCUACCAGGCGGAUGAUGGCGUUAUGCGAGGAGAGUAAAGAGGCAGGGAUUCGAACUCUCGUGGCUUUAGAUGACCAGGGAGAACAACUGGAUCGUAUCGAAGAAGACAUGGACAAGAUCAAUGCAGACAUGAAAGAAGCUGAAAAAAAUUUGACAGGAAUGGAGAAGUGUUGUGGUAUCUGUGUAUGUCCCUGCAACAAGUCCAAAGAGUUCAAGGAAGACCCAAGCACGUGGAAAGGUAAUGAAGAUGGGAAAAUAGUGGGAAACCAGCCAGCAAGAGUUAUGGACGACAGGAAUGGGGCUGGACCAAUGGGAGGCUACAUUGCGAAGAUUACCAACGAUGUUCACGAACAAGAAAUGGAAGAAAACAUGCAACAGGUUAACACAAUGGUUGGAAAUCUGCGUAACAUGGCGAUAGAUAUGGGAAGUGAAAUUGAAUCUCAGAAUAGACAGUUGGACAGGAUCAACCAAAAGGCAACAUCCAACGAGUCACGGAUCACAGCCGCCAACCAGAGAGCCACAAAGCUGCUCAAGGAUUAGAGCUUUGCCAGUGUUGUAUGACACCAAGAUCAACUUUGUAUUUGGAAAAAGAAAACAAUCUGGUUGAUCACAAAUCGGACUUUGAUAUUGUAUCUUUGUUUUUCCUCGGUACUUAUUUCAUUGUAUGCCAACGUCAGGUUAUAAAAUUCAGUUGUUGUUUCCUGCGUAGUUUAUGAACGGAGAUUUGAUGACUACUCAACAUGCUCUUGGCUUUUCUUCAAAUGCGGAACAUAUUCCAUGCAAACGAGGGCUUAUUUUGGCCUUUUUGUAUCGUAAAUACUGUGUUUAAUUUCGUACAGCCGUUUUUCAAAGCUAAGUUUGUAAACCAAAUUGUUGAUCGUUAGUAAGCUAUAACUAAAUCAGUUCGUUGUUUCAAUGUACAAAUGCUUAAUCUGAAAUAACACCUAUAUAAUACUUAUUUAAAAGAUACUCAGCAAAAUCUAACCUGCUUGGAAUUAAUAUUUUAAGGAUUAUUUGUGCGUAUAUAUAUAUAUAUAUAUUCGUUCAAUUAAGUGUUUUUUUCUUAUUCAGCGAGGCUAAAAGAUAGUCUGCUUGUAUAAAUCACAAAGUAUUAGAAAGCAAUAUGCCGCCAUGUUGUAUCUAAAAACAUUAUCGUAUUCAUUAUCCUUACUUUGAAGCAUGUUUAAGAACAUCUGAUCAAAUCAGUUUGAUGCCCCUCAGUAUGAAUAUAUUAGAUAUCAUUUUUUUCAUUCUAGUUUAUUAAACACUUGAGGACUAAGCCUAAAUGUUAUCCAAAUGGCAACUGUGCUAAAUUAUUGUGAUUGUUCACAAAGUAACCAUUUUCUCUCAAUAACUUUAGAAAGAUCGUAUCAGACCCAUUUAUAUUCUUUCAACCCUUUAAAGUAAGCUGUUGUAAAAACAAUCUCAAGUAAAUAUUUAUUUAAUAAAAUUCACAAGAAUAUUUAAAGUUACUUUCUAGACUCAUGGCGGUGUUAAAAGUGAGUUUAUUAUUCUUUAAGCUAAGUCAUUUCUUACAUUUCAUAUCAAUGAAGGAAGUAAAUAAUUAAUUUCAUUAUAAAAAACAGAUUAAUUAUGUAUAAGGAAAUAUAUAUUUUUCAAUUUCACAUUAAACAUGCUAAUGGCUUUUAACACUAUAUUCUAUACAUUUUACAAGCAAAACGUGGACGUGGAAUGUCAUCUCAUUAUAUACAUGGAUAUAAAUUCAUGCAUUACAGGCAUAUAUAAGAUUCGAAUAAAACUUGUGGUAGGUACACAAUGGUAUUCCGUAAUAUUAACUGUUUUGUACAAAAAUAAUACUUGGAUAUUGUCAUUAAGUUCGGAAUAUAUAUAUAUUUAGUUAACAACCAAUCCCCUAUAAGUUUACAUAUUUUAUGUAUUUAAAAAGUAAGUUUGUAAAUAGCACAAGUAUAGAGAGUUAGAGACAAAUAAGUGUGAUUGGUGCUACAGUAGUUUUUCGUUCUUAUUCCGCAAGAGAAAAUAGUCCACAAAAAUCUUUAUUCAUCAAACCAUCUUUUGUUCUUUAUUAGUAGGUACUACAGUAGUAGCCCAAGUAUAAUUUUGAAAUGUGAGAAUAAGUAUUUUACGGUGACACUAGUAUAAUAGCAACUCUUUUCAAACUUCCAACUUUAGUGAUUGUUUCAAUAUAAUAUACUGUAAACUAAUUAAUCCAUGAUAUUUUGGAAUCGUAGGUAACCAAAAAACAAAAUGAAUAGAUUACAAACAUAUUUAUUCAGAAGUUUUGUUGACAUCUUUUUCUAUUAUAUUUGUAAUUUACUUUUCUUAUUUAAAUGUUGUAUUUAAUGUUGUUUUGGUAACAAAAUUCCUUUGUUGAAAUAUCAAGAAAAAAAUAAUUUUGUACUCGUUUAUUUUAUUUUAAAAUGGUGUGAGAGAAGUAACAAACUAAAACUUUAACUGACCUAUAGUAAACUUAGUAGAAAAUUAAAAAAAAAAAUAAACGAGUUGUGCUUUCAGAAGGUUUGACUCAAAUGUUGUUUUGAAAUAAGUUGACGUAUUUUGUUUUUCAUUUUUAUUUUUUACUGUACUUAUUGCUCUUUGAAACAUAUAUUACUAAUAAAUCAAUUCCAUUUUA
Messenger RNA from Limulus polyphemus (Atlantic horseshoe crab), 3067 nucleotides. RefSeq names its product synaptosomal-associated protein 25-like. The coding region runs from base 316 to 996 and encodes 226 amino acids. The record is from RefSeq and is a predicted model, not a curated record. NCBI's taxonomy places the organism in Eukaryota, Metazoa, Arthropoda, Merostomata, Xiphosura, Limulidae. The transcript has 7 exons. Gene Ontology annotation, biological process: synaptic vesicle priming; exocytosis; synaptic vesicle fusion to presynaptic active zone membrane. Gene Ontology annotation, molecular function: SNAP receptor activity; syntaxin binding. Gene Ontology annotation, cellular component: plasma membrane; SNARE complex.